Molecule: messenger RNA, 3084 nt
Organism: Drosophila rhopaloa
Lineage: Eukaryota; Metazoa; Arthropoda; Insecta; Diptera; Drosophilidae
Product: Y+L amino acid transporter 2
Exons: 9
Coding region: 240-1766 (508 amino acids)
Biological process (GO): amino acid transmembrane transport
Cellular component (GO): membrane
Molecular function (GO): L-amino acid transmembrane transporter activity
Source: RefSeq, a predicted model, not a curated record
CGAAAACAAAACAGGUCUCACACAUUAUUUUCUCACAGCAAACAACGUAAAUUGAAGGAAAAAAAAACAUUUUAAAUAAUUUGUACCAUUAAACUUCCUCCAAAAGUGUAUAAAAAUGCUUAGUACCAGCCUAAUUUAACUAAAAGUGCUCAAAGGACAAAAGUAGUUCUUAAACUCGAACAAAAAAUCAAUUAAUAUUUGUGUGUAACUUUUAAAGUACGAAACGCAGUGCUGUCAGCAUGGAAACGGAGUCGUUGAAUAGGAAGAACUCGUCGCGGAAGAGUUCGAUUGUGAAUGGGAACGGAGAUGCCUCCGCCAAGUUGACCAACGGAGAUGCGGAUGGAGGGGAUGGAGGCGGCGGGGGAGAGGUGACCCUGAAGGCCAAGAUGAGCCUGCUCAAUGGCUGCACCGUCAUCGUGGGUUCCAUCAUCGGAUCGGGCAUCUUUGUGUCGCCCACGGGAGUGCUGAUGUACACGGGCAGUGUGAACCUGGCCCUCAUCGUUUGGGUCAUUUCCGGACUCUUCUCGAUGGUGGGUGCCUAUUGCUACGCGGAAUUGGGAACGAUGAUUACCAAGUCGGGAGCUGACUACGCCUACAUCAUGGAGACCUUCGGACCCUUCAUGGCCUUCAUCCGCCUCUGGAUCGAGUGCAUGAUCGUGAGGCCCUGUUCCCAGGCCAUAGUGGCCCUCACGUUCAGUACCUACGUCCUGAAGCCCUUCUUCCCGGAGUGUUCUCCUCCGGAGGAUUCCGCCCGCCUCCUCGCCGUCUGUUGCAUACUCGUGCUGACCCUAAUCAACUGCUGGGAUGUUAAAUGGGCGACCGCUGUGCAGGAUAUCUUUACGUAUGCCAAACUGCUGGCCCUGUUUGUCAUCAUUGCCACUGGCAUGUACCAACUUUCCCUGGGCAAUGUGCAAUACUUUACUUUUGAGAAUACGGACACUAGGGUGACCUCCAUCGCUCUGUCCUUCUACUCCGGUCUCUUUGCCUAUAAUGGAUGGAAUUACUUGAACUUCAUCAUCGAGGAGCUGAAGGAUCCGGUCAAGAACCUGCCCCGCGCCAUCGCAAUUAGCUGCACGCUGGUCACCGUGGUCUAUGUCAUGGCGAAUGUGUCCUUCUACACCAUUUUAUCUCCGGAUGAGGUCAUGGGCUCCUCGGCGGUGGCAGUCACGUAUGCGGAGCGAGCCUUUGGCGUGCUGGCCUGGACCAUUCCAGUGUUUGUGGCCUUGUCCACUUUCGGAGCAGUCAAUGGCAUUCUGCUGACCUCCUCCCGACUGUUCUAUGCCGGAGCCAACAAUGGCCAGAUGCCCGAGAUCCUCACCAUGAUCCAGAUCCAGAGAUUCACUCCCACCCCCGCGGUCUUGGCCAUGGCUCUGCUGUCCAUGUUGUACCUCACAGUAUCUGAUAUCUUUGCCCUGAUUAACUAUGUGGGCUUUGCCACUUGGCUGAGCAUCGGAGUGGCUGUGCUGUGCCUGCCCUGGUUGAGGUGGGCCCAACCCAACCUUCCUCGCCCCAUCCGAGUGCCCAUGGUGUUCCCCAUUGUCUACCUGAUCGCCACCAUGUUCGUGACCGUUGUGCCCAUGUACGCCAGUCCCGUGGAGACUGGAUACGGCAUUCUGAUGAUUCUGUCCAGCAUACCCGUCUACCUGGUCUUCAUCGCCUGGAAGAACAAGCCCAUUUGGUUCCAGAAGACCAUGGUAAGCCUCACACGAUUCCUACAAAAGCUGCUCAUGGUACUCGGCAAGCAGACGAAACCAGCUCAGGUGUAAAAAACAAACGAAGUUCUUUGGGAAAAUAGCAGAGAUUAGAUUGAGAGUUAGCCAAGAGCAGAGAAAAGCAUUUAUAAGCACACAUUUGAUUGCAUUAUUGCAUUAUAUAGAAAACGUAAACGCUUUUGUGUAGCCAACCAAUGAUAUACAUCAAACACACAGAAAAAUUUCUGCCAGCUUCUGGGCGAUAUAUACUAUACAUAUAUAUUUUUUAUAUACACAUGGUAAGUCUUGAGUUGAAGCGAAGCCCAGUGUCCAGUAGGUUUACGAAAAAUACUAAAUUAAAGCUCAGCUCUGGAAUCGUACUUCAAAAAAGACUGUGAAACAAAAAGGGAAAAUUACAAGGAAAACAAGUUUUCCAGUGCUGAGCGUUAAUUUGGUUUUUCAUUUUGGCAUUUUUAAUGAAUGAGUCUUUUGGAAUUUUCGAGUAAUCUCAGACAGGUGGUUAAACAAAAAUACAAUUCCAAAACUGUGGAACCCCCCAUAAAAACUACUAUUAUUUUUAUAAUUCUGUUCAAUACAAAUGAAUGGUUGCAAGUCCAAUUUAUAAACAUUUAGAAACAAUGCUCUAGGCUUAGCUUUGAAGUAGAAAAGCUAGAAGAACGCGCUUGAACAUACUCGACAGAAAGAUCUACAGACCUAAUGUUAAUACCUAAAAAUCAUAAAUAUUUUAAAGCACAUUUGAUUAUUUUCCAUACAUUUUAGGUGGCUAAGAUUAAGUGGCACUGCAAUUUUAUUUCAGCUGUUUGUUUAAGUUAAAAUUAUGAUUAGAUGGCUCAGUUUGUCGGACAUUUUGACGGCAAGGUUUCAUUUGUGCACCGUAGCGGGACCUCCCUGUACAAAUCCUGUUUGAAUCUGGCUUACCUCCCAAAUACAAAAACCAUCGCCCAAUGCACAUAUCCAACAAGAGAAACGAUUUAAAGUUGUUGAACGAUAACAGGAACAUUGCCAACAUACAUAUUAAUAUAUUGAGAUAUACGCAAAUUGUUGUCUAAUUACGUAUACCAAUCGAAUCGAAUUGAAUUGAUCUAGCAUUGAUUUUGAACAUUCAUUAGUUGUUGUUGCUUUGAGUGUUUGGCACUAAGUGUUAUUCUAAACAAAAUAUUAUUGCCUAUUUAGCAUUCAACUAUUUAACUGUUACACAUAAAUAUGAAGCCGCAGCUGGGGAAUCUGUUUAACUACUAUGAAACAUAUUGUUGACAAUAAUAAUGUAUUUAUAUAUAAAUGUAUAUUAUAUUAUAUUAUACGUAUACCUUAUAAAACCUCUGUCUUUCUGGAAAUAAGAACGAUGUGAAGUAAAUUGACAAAUGAAUAUUUA